ACUACAAGAACAAAAACUUCUAGUGCAGAGCAAUCUGAUAUAUGCAACAAUGGCAAUGAAGGUGGAGAUCAUCUCUAGGGCAACCAUAAAGCCAGCCUCCCCAACUCCUGAUCAUCUUAGAAACUUCAAAAUUUGCCUCUUAGAUGAGUUGGCUCCUCCAUCUUAUGUUCCAAUUCUUCUUUUCUAUUCUUCUGCUGAUUUUGACACGAUAUAUGAUUGCAAAGCUAUGUCAGACAAGUUGAAGAAGUCUUUGUCUGAAACUCUUGUUCGCUUCUAUCCAUUAUGUGGAAAACUGAAAGGAAAUCUUUUCGUCGAAUGUAAUGAUGAAGGUGCUCUCUUUGUGGAGACUAAAGUCAAUAUUGCAGCAGAGAUUGCCAAGAACCCAGAAACUGAGAUGCUGUAUAAGCUUUUCCCAUUUGAUCCCUACAAAGUGAGGCCUGAUGGUGAGAAAGCCGACGGGGAAGCAGUGAUCACAGGUGUUCAACUUAAUGUUUUCGAGUGUGGUAGUGUCGGGAUCGGUGUGUGUGUUUCUCACAAGGUUGCAGACGGCGCAACCAUGGCCUCCUUCCUCAAUGCUUGGUCUGCAACUGCAAGUGGCAGUGAUGAAAAGCUUGCACCCAAUCUGGAUUCAGCUGUGCUCUUUCCACCUAAAGGCAUAGAUAUAAUCAAGCAAAGUGACAUUAUUAGAAAUGAGAAAAUUGUAACAAGGAGAUUUGAAUUUGAUGGGAAGAAUUUGGCUAAUCUAAAAGCAAAAAUUGUUAACGGCAAUCCUACUCGUGUGGAAGUUGUAACAGCUCUUAUCUGGAAAUCUGCAAUGGAAACAGCUAGAAUAAACUCAGGGAAAGAUAUGCUUCCAGCAUCUAUUGCCACCCACUUGGUGAACAUUCGGGAACGAACAAAUCCACCAUUGCCAAGGCAUGCUCUAGGUAAUCUUUGGCGACUUUCGCUAGCACCAUAUCUAGAUGUAAAGAAACAGGUAGAGUUACAAGAGUUGGUCAGUCUUCUUCGAAAAUCAAUUCGAAGGAUUGACAGUGAUUAUGUCAGUAAACUUCAAGGAGUCAACGGGUUGGCCAAGGCCAUAGAACCUCUCCAAGAACUAAGACAACUGGCCUCGGGAGGAGGAGUUGAGGUCUACACUUUUAGCAGUUGGGCAAGAUUUCCACUAUAUGAGAUUAAUUUUGGAUGGGGAAAGCCAGCAAGAGUUUGCACAAUAACUGUGCCUGUUAGGAACUGUGUUAUUUUGAUGGGCACAAAAUCCGGUGAUGGGAUAGAGGCAUGGGUGACCUUGACUGAAAAAGACAUGGAAAAAUUUGAGCGUAGUCAAGAACUUCUUCAGUUCAUUUCAACGAGUGCCUGAUGCUGUCGUGAAAUUGAUAUGCUAGUAGUCUACGUUCUGCCUUUGGUUAUCAAUUGUGAGUGCUCUAUUUACGGUUUCUGUAAUCUUGUUUUUUUCUUCUGCAUAAUUCAUAACAUUGUAUUUUCUUCCAGUUUUCUAAUAUAAGAUUGUCAUCAUGUUCUUCCAA
Molecule: messenger RNA, 1523 nt
Organism: Hevea brasiliensis (rubber tree)
Lineage: Eukaryota; Viridiplantae; Streptophyta; Magnoliopsida; Malpighiales; Euphorbiaceae
Product: stemmadenine O-acetyltransferase-like
Exons: 1
Coding region: 50-1357 (435 amino acids)
Source: RefSeq, a predicted model, not a curated record